AAAGCGCACGAGCAGUUGGCUCGUACCGCGCUCGCGCGUCGCAUCGCGACAGGCCGCGCGCGCUCAACCGUUCUCCCGGUGCUCGCACGCGCAUCGAGAGAGCUACCUCUCUCGCUGUCGUCCUCGUCGAAUUUCACGCCGUGCGCGCGUCGCGUCGCCGAGAUCGUGUCUGCCAGCUGGAAAACACGCGCGGCUGCUCCUCGUCGUGCUCGUGCUUGUGCUCGCGCGAACGUCGCGCAUCGUCCUGCCGCGACUGGAAUCGCGACGGCGCGCCUUUUCAAAAGCACGCGCCCGACGCGUCGAUCGCGCGCCGACUCGCUCGAGAUCAUCGAGACGCGAAUUCGAGCGUGUUUUUAAAAAUACGCGCGCUGUGGCGCCGCGGCAGUGAGAAGAAGAGUCGCCACUUUCCGAGGAGCGUCGCCGAGGGGAACGCCGUUCGAGGAGAAGAGCUGGCCGAGCGAGAGAGCGUCACGGCGAGUCAAGCGCCAGGUGUAUGCAGUUCGGCGGACGAUCGCGAUUCGACGUCGAAACAUCCGGAAGCGGAGCUGCCGGCCACGAGACGCGGCGCGGCGCGACGUGCAGACGGAUCCUCGUUGAUCGUGCUCGAAGAGCGUCGGAUGGACCGAACGCGGGGGAGCAGCGUGAGCGAAGGCCGGUGCGCGCAGCAUCCCUCGGUAAAGCGUCCGGCCGCGUCGCGGCACGUCGUCGACCGUUCCGCGUGUUGAGAACAACGAGACGGAGGAGCGGUCUCCGUCCGCGCACGAGGAACACCUUGAAGAGGCUCGUUAUGGAUCCCCGGCCGAUGGCGGCACUAUGCAGACCGAGGAAGUCGUGCCGCGCGCGCAGUCUAUUGGCAUAGACAGUGGUCUCACCGACGGCGCCGGUCUGCAGCAUCAUUUGCAUCAUUCAGUGCACUUACGCUGCCCGUUACCUCCUCUAAUCCACAUGGCCGUGAAGCAGGAGCCGCAGGAGGAGGAAGAGCGAGGUCGCGACGCGAGCACGCUCAGCUCGCAAGUGGAUGCAAGCAACGCCGCGGUCUCGGUGGACAGCAAGCACGGACAGCAGGUGGCUCAUCAUCAGAUCCAAGGCCUGGCAGAGAACUCCACGCUGACCGUUCCAGACCCCGCUGGUCGAGGACGACCCAGCCGCGGGCGCAGGAAAUCGCGAUGGAAACUCAAGUUCCACCACCAGGCGCUACCGCCGGAAUACCUGGACCACUACGAGGCGUCGCUCGCCCAGGAGAACCUCAACUCGUCGUCGCCACCGCGCGUAAUCGAGCCAACGGCGCCGAGUCCAGCGCCGACGAGCUCGACGUCCACCCCGAGCCCCAUCGCUGACGUGCACGGUUGGCUGCAGCGGAUCGCGGCGAUGCAGCAGGAACUCUGCCCUCAGCUCAACACCUUGCCGCAAUGCCCGACGACCUUCGGCCACCAGGUCCAAGCGGCCGCCAGGAGAUCCGUCAUCACCUCCGCGUCCUCGCAGGCCUACAACCACGCGCCUUAUCCCAACCACCAGCAGCAGGCGCAGACGCAGACGCAGACGCCCAGCAGCAGGCCACCGAUGAAGUAUUCCGAUCUGCCGUACAUGGGCGAGAUCACGCUGGACAACAGCAAGCCCAGACGCGGACGGAAGCCGAAGAAGGCUGACAUUUGUCAUCUGAUUUACAAGAACUACGGCACGAUAUUGCCGGGCACACCGGGUCACGAGGAGAAGAACCUGUCGCCGCAGAACAAGCAAGACCCUCGGGACCGCGUGUCGCCGCAAGUACCUUUCCAAAGGAGCGACGUGCAGAACAGAAUCAGCAGCCUGCUGGAGAAGCGGCUGACUCAAGAGACCAGACGGAGCUUUGGUCAGCCGGAAAACGCGAGGGAGCAGGACCAGCCGCUGAACCUCUGCAUCAGAGACCUGAAUCAGCUGAAGAUACGUCUGCUGAGGAAGCACGGCAACGUGUACGAGUCGGGCCAAGUGAAGAGUGAGACGUCGAGCGACGGCGAGGAGGUGGAGUGCCUGAGCGCCGGCGGCUUCACGUCGGAGCCGGCUCACCGGCCGAGCAACAUGGUCAAUCACAACAACAACGUCAUCGACCCGAUGCUAGGCCCCAACUCCGGCUUCGUGUACUGGCCGAACGCCGGCGUGUUCCUUCAUCCGAUGGCGCUGCAGUCGCAGCUCUUGUACUACCAGAAGGUAGCGCAGGCUGACAAGUGUCCGUCGCGACCUCCGCUGCCAGCGGAGCAACCGCCGCAGCGGGAGCAGAAGAUCGUGCCCAAGUCGAUCUACUCGAUGAUGGAGACGAAGAGCGGGCAACUUCCGGUGCCGGCUCCGCUGCUGCUGCCGCCGCCGCCGCAGACCACGGCAGCGUCGACGAACGCGCCGCCGUCGCCGAGACCGAAGAGGAACGCGCCUCUGAGCCAACAUCAAGGUCAGCAGCCGACCAAGCGGAAGCGCUCCGCCAUAUUCAUACCGCCCAUGCCGACCGAGAACAACAACCCGGCUACGGAGGUGAGCAUAUGCAAGUUCAAGUUCACCGGCGGCGCGAAGCCGAGCCUGCAGGAGAAGAAGAGCCUCUCCGUGGACUCGGGCGGCAACUUCCGCUACUACAGCGGCACCGGCGACAAGAGUAUGCGCGGCUACGAGUUCUUCCCGCGGGAAGCCUUGCAGCAGCCGGCCGGCCAAUCGGGAGCCUCCUCGGCAGCCGGGGCCUUCCUGAGCGCCGCCGGCGAAAGGAUCAUCCAGCCGCCGACGGCGUGUCAGAGGAACGUCGGCCAGGACGACGGCCGGCGCAAGAGGAAGACCCGGAAAUCCCUGCAACGCGAGAAACUGGAGCAGACCUUCAAGGAGAAGGGCUUCCUCAUACAGACGCAGCAGCUGGAGUCGGCGGAGGGUGCCACUUACUGCAAGUUCCGGCAGCUCCGGAAGUUCACCAGGUACCUGUUCAGGAGCUGGAAGGACUAUCUACCCGGCAACGUGCGCGAGCUGAGCGGAGGUUGCGGCGGCGGCGGCGGCAAUGGCGGUGGUGGCAACGGCGGCGGCGGCGGCGGCGGCGGCGGCGGCGGCUGCAGCGGUGGUGGUGGUAGUGGUGGUGGUGAAGGAGGCGGCGCCGCGACCGAUGGCGACGUGACCGACGUCGACGUCGACAACGGCGCCGUUCUCGUUCACUCGCCGGUUCCUCCCGCCAAUCUGCUGGAUGUGCCCAACAGCUUCGUCGAGGAACACUGCCGGACACUGCCGCUCACGUGAGAUCGUGCGACGGAGGUCAUAGGGCGCGGUGCGACACCGACUUCUCGCCGACGCUUCGGGAAAAUCCCGGGGGCUUCUCUCGGGGUCGGCUCCGGGCUCGAUGAAACGUCGAACGAUCGCGGCAAUUGUCCCUCGCGCGUUCCGCCAAUUAUCUCAAGCCUGAUCGUCAGCAUCGCGCCAUGACGCGCGUCACGACGACGAUGCAGACUCGAGCGUAGCUCAGUGCCAAAGAUGAGAGACUGGAAUGUUGUACAUAAAGUCGCCCGAUGGGGAACGGAUCAACCAAAGAGGUGGUUUCGCGCUCUCGCCGUGCUGGGACUGGGGAGAUAUCCGCCGUUGGGGAUUUCGGCGGGGGGGAGGGGGUGUGCAAUGCAUUUUCCAGGAUGGUGUGCAGAGUGAGACUCGCGGCUACGUGCCUACGUCGCUACGUCAUAUUUUUCUAAGCGAAUCGUUGAGGAGGAGAACGAGAAUGUCGUCUAACGAAGUCUAGUCUUAUUUAUACUCUUGUUAAAUCGUAAACACGUGCUUUCUCGUCGUUUUUACACGGAUAUUUAUGCCGCUGCGCGCGCUGUGCGCGCAGCGGCAGCAGCGGAGCGACUCCGAUAAUAUCGCGGGUGCGGCGAAGUUUGUAACGCGACGAUCGAGAUGACUGUCGCUCGGAUCGAAAUCACGCGCCACUCCGAUUCGUUUCUUUACACCGCACACGGACCAAAUAUUUGAACAGCUGGUCCAUAUCGAGAGACGAGAGCCUCGCGAGAGAGGCGAGAUAAUGCGUCGCGGGCACAAUUGUCGCGUCCGCCGCCUGGGCCGAGUUGUUCGAUCGAGAUUUGAAAGCGGUAUAACGCGGCAACGCCAGCUUCAUUCGUCGCAGGCGUCGCGGGCGAGAGGAGCGGGGAGGGGAGAAGGAGAAACAGCGCACCCUUCACGGGUUAAUCUUUUCACGGAAUUCCAUUUUCACGGAUAAACGCAGCGAUAACCUUGCGCUCUCGUGCAAAUCUCGACAAAUCGGGACUCGGAAUUUUCAAUUUGGUAUGAUAUCCUCCACGAGAGGAUUCAUUGGAAUUAUAGAGUUCCCGUUGGAGUCAUACCGCUUUCAAUUCCCCGCUCCGCAGUGCGGAAAGACGCGAUUUUCUCGUCGCGGUCGCGCACCGGAAGCUCUCGGCCGAGCGGAGAACAGACGCGAAAGUCUCGGAACCGUCCCGCGGCGAUCGUCCGCGCCAUUGUCCUCUCUCGUCCGCGAGCGCGGCGACAUGUAAAAUUAUUUUAUACGUAUGUGCUCAUUGUAACGAGAUCAAUCCCUAUAGUCUGUAAUAAUAAAACCAAUUGUUAUCGACGCGGCGCUCGACUGCUUCGCCGACGAUCCCUCGCAAAGCGAUCUGCCGACCGGUCGAGCCGCGGACGCUCCUCGAAGGAAUGUUGUCCGCGCGCGAGAUCGUUUGUUCGCGUGAAACUCGAGUGACGCGAUCGUUCAAGUGCGAUAAUCGCGAUAACGCGAGUGACUCGCUUCCAUCGCGAAGUCACUCGACACAGCGCGCGUCCCACUCAAGCGACAUCCCAUUCCAAUUAGCGCAAGUCGCAGGUCCCUGGCGAGUCGCGCUGGAUCAUGAAGAGUUCGCGCGACGAUCAUCCUUUGAAGGAAAGGACGCGCCGUCGAGAUGAGAUUCAGCGCGCGCGCAACAUGGAUUUAUGAGCGAUCCGGCUGAGCGCGCCGAGAAACGCGGCCCAUUAACGAGUCCCUCCUCCCCUCCCCCCUCCCCGCUCGUGAAUAUUACAUCCGCGGCUUUUUUCGCCGAAAUCGCGUCUCAUUUAAAAAGCCGCCUUACCUGAAGAAUCCUGAUUAAACCCUUUAAGGGUUCCUCCUCUCGUAUUGGUUUCAUUGAUGCGACUCUAGCGACGGGACGUUCCGAUCGCCGAUCACGUCCGUGAGUCCUGCGGACACACGCAGGUAAUCACGCGCGCGCGAGCGGAGGCACACAAUCGCGCAGAGGCCGGUGUGCACACACGGUGUGCUGCGAAACACGCGCGACCGCAGGAUCAUGUGACGAAUCGUCAGAGUCAGAGCGCUUCCAGCGGCACGUGGACUUGUCUGCCCGCGAGGAAAUGCCGGAGGGAACGUCACGUCGACGUUUCCUCGUACUUCGACGGUACUCCCCGACAAUGUUCCCGUCUCGGAACUACGAAACGCAGCUCGCGAGUUUACGGACACCCCGUAUACAUACACCCAGAGCCACCCAACACACACACACACACACACACACACACACGCUCGCUCGAGUCGCGCGCGACGUGCGUGCACAGCUCCACCACCAGUUAGUCUCUCCGGAGCGCGUACAGCCAGCCAGCCAUUCAUGCAUACGGCCAUUCAUAUGUCGGGCCCGGCUUACCUUGAAGGCUUUUUAUCAUCGGUCCUUGUGUCCGUGCGCGCGCACACACACACACACACACACACACACACAUACACACACGUACACGUGGGCGCGUGAAAACGGAAAAUUAUUCGCGUCCUUCGCGGAGGAGAGACGAUUGUCACGCAUGGUUAGGAGUUGAAGAUUCAGCGUCUCGGAAGCAAGGAGAAAGAGCGAGAGAGAGAGAGAGAGAUUAUUUGUCUUGCAGCGUGGUCGCAAAAAUACUUCCUCGUCGACGCCCAACGACGCGUCACAGAUGAGAAAGCUGUCGUCGUCCGUCGAGAAGAGCGUCUCGUGGCAAGGCGAGCGCAUUUCGCGUUAGUAAAACAAGAAGAAAGGUAAGAAAGGAGAAAACAGAAUAGAUUGACCGAGAGAGGAAGAGAGAGAGAGAGAGAGAGACUCGCGCGCGACCGAGGUGCCCCUAUCGCUCGCUCGAUCCCGAGAGCGUUUUACAAUCGUCACCACGAAGAGAGAACGAGGGACGUUCGCCGUUGUCCUCGUCGUCAUCGCCGUUCGUCGGCUGCCGUUUGGAGGAGCCGGCCACAAUGGCUGCAGGUUUCCUAAUACGGGCACGGCGGCGCGAAAUGCACGGCGGAAAAAAGAGGAAUUUUGGCAAGGCGCGAGGGGAGGAGGCCUGGGAAGGAGCCGACGCGACGCGCGUUAGAUGUGUGUUCGGUGCAAAAAUUUAAUAACCGCGCACACACGUCCGCGGCCGAAGGAGCGCGUCUCCUCUUCCUCGUGGCCGGCUGGUAGGAGGAGCGAGCAAUGAGACAUCUCCCGCUCUCUCUCUCUCUCUCUCUCUCUCUUUCUCGCGCGCGCAGGCAGCCUCGUGUAGGCACUGUAACCUGUUCGCGUUUAUGAAAAUAUAGAGAAACCGUUGCGGCAGCGAGACUUUGUCUUUACGCUGCACGCGAGAACGGCGAACGUGGAACGUAGCGCGCCGCUAGAUUCUCCGAGAAGGCGCAGGGAGACAGCGGGAGAGAGGAGAUUUUUCAGAGGCCCGAUAUCUAACGUCGCCGGAUAUUUUCGACUCGGUCAAUUGCAGCCGCGCGCGUGUCUAAUGUCGCGACCAUUUCAAUCGAGAGCCUCGCAUCGAAUUUCCGAUUUUUUGCCCCUGCGUGUGUGUGUGUGUGUGUGUGUGCCUACGCGCUAUCUCCUCUACACGCGACUGCAAGUUUCCUAAUAUAGCCUCGGCAUAUGCUUCGAUGAAAAAACGACGAUGUUGUUAACCACCGAGCGCCCCCCGGCAAACUGGUUGCCAUCUCGAAUCCGGAAAAGACCGCCGGACUACGUGUGUAAUGUUAAAAUCGCGAAUCCGCGACGCUGACAGCCUGCGGGGAAGACGCUAAUAAUCGUAACAACGACGAGAGUGGAUCCACUCGCACGUUAGAACUUGAUACCCGAGGCUGUUCCUCGGGUGGGGAAACGAACAGAGUCGAUGCGUUACACUCGAUAGACUGUGGACUGCGAUGAAUCUCAGAAUACCGUCGACGGUGUCAAUCGAGAAGCGGAGAGACGCGCGUCGAGUUCUCUCUUAUUAAUCGCACAUCGCAUCCGAGUCUCUCUGCUGCACGCACGGCGGGAUGAAACACGCUCGAAGCUGCGAAGCGCGAGAUAAGCGGAACAGCGUCGAAGAGGGUCCUCAACGUGUUCAGGGGAGCCAGGGCUGAAGCGAGGGAAGCGACGAGAAAUCGCGGUGGUCUACGGACAGGUUCGUCCGUGAAAAACUUCAAUUUGUCUCGCGCGAGAUUUUAUCGCGGCCGGAAUUUAUCUGUCGGCGCGAAAAUUGCAUCGCGGCGAGGAGAAUUUCGUACGCAAGGGG
Molecule: messenger RNA, 7464 nt
Organism: Harpegnathos saltator (Jerdon's jumping ant)
Lineage: Eukaryota; Metazoa; Arthropoda; Insecta; Hymenoptera; Formicidae
Exons: 4
Coding region: 814-3237 (807 amino acids)
Source: RefSeq, a predicted model, not a curated record